Paramecium tetraurelia is the source of this 1152-nucleotide messenger RNA. RefSeq lists its product as uncharacterized. Lineage: Eukaryota; Ciliophora; Oligohymenophorea; Peniculida; Parameciidae. The transcript has 7 exons. Gene Ontology annotation, biological process: transport. Gene Ontology annotation, molecular function: transporter activity. The record is from RefSeq and is a predicted model, not a curated record.
AUGAUUUGCCCUUAUAAAUGUGAUGAAGAUUGUAUAGAAACCCUCCUGACCGAUGGGUUAUUGCUGUCUAUAGGAUGUGUGGUGAUCUCUUUAAUGAUAUCAUUGUAUUUAAUUAUUAGACACCUAAUGAAUUUCAAUAUGCCCUUUUUUCAAAGUAAAAUCAUAAGUACCAAAAUAAUCUUUAUACUAUUAGUUAUACUCAUGAUGGCACCUUUUUAUGGAUUAAUUUCAAUAAUGUCGAUGGAAUUUCAUGGUUUAGCAUCCUAUUUCGAAUUGGUUCGUGAUAUUUAUUUGGCUUUUCUGUUGUUCACAUUUUUCUACCUUAUGUUCUCUUAUAUGGCAUAUAAUCCAGAGGAUAAACAAUUAUACGAUGAUCGCGUUUAUCAAACAAUGAUUGAACAUGAAAAAGAAAUACAUCAUUUGUGGCCGGUUAAUUACUGUACUGAAAGAUACCUAUUAACUACGAAGGCUAAAGCUAAGUAUUUCACUUAUAGAUGCAAGAAAUUUGUUCUUUAGUAUUGUGUUGUGAAACCUGUUCUCACUAUUUUAAUCAUAGUUUUGCACCCAUUUCAUCAUAAGUUAUACGCAUAAAGAUUGAUGUCAAGCUUUGAAUUUAUCAUCAUAACGAGUGAAACAUUCUCACUCUAUUACCUAAUUUUGUUUUAUUAUGCACUAAAGCAUCCUUUACAACCAUACAAACCAUUACUCAAAUUCUUGAUUAUAAAAGUAACGUUAUUUUUUACCUUCUGGUAAUCGUUAACCCUAUCAAUUUUUGAAGAAGAAAUUUCAAGCUGUUUUGAACCAGAUGAAGCAAAAUAUAGCAGUGCUACAAUCAUAAGUGCCAUAGAAAACACUCUAGUUUGUGUAGAAAUGCUUUGCAUGACUCUUGCAAGUAUUUUUGCCUUUGCUUACAGAGAUUUUAUAUCUGAAGAUGAAAAUAAAGUUGGAACGCUUGGCUAAGUAUUAACAGAUAAUUGGAAAGCAUUCUAACAUGAUUUUAGAUUAAUAAAACCAAAGAAAUUUGGAUUUAUAUCAAAAGUGCAUGAAAUUGAAAUGUAUAACAAAAGAACUUCAGAAAAUUAAGAAUUUGAAGUCACAUUUACAGGCGAUUACCAAAGAUUAAGCAAGGCAAUAGAUGUUCAAUAUAUAUGA